AUGCCAGGAGAACAAGGGCUACCUGGUGACGAAGGAGCAGAAGGCCCGCCUGGCGAAGACGGUGAGCAAGGAGAAGAAGGUGCGCCCGGCAUCAAAAAUUUGUUUCGCUCUGGAACAAAAGGACCGCCUGGAGAACCCGGAGAAGCCGGUAAGCCUGGCUCAUCGGGACGAUCGGGCAAAAACGGAAAACCAGGUUUGCCAGGAAUACCAGGCGCAGGUGGCAAGCCGGGACUGGAUGGACUCGAUGGAGAGCCCGGACCGGUGAAUUCAUUUAAACAGUGUUCGAUCAAAAAAAGUUGA
This is a messenger RNA of Anisakis simplex (herring worm), 300 nucleotides long. NCBI's taxonomy places the organism in Eukaryota, Metazoa, Nematoda, Chromadorea, Rhabditida, Anisakidae. The record is from the annotation of a GenBank genome assembly.